This is a messenger RNA of Haliotis rufescens (red abalone), 1514 nucleotides long. Its product is annotated as PE-PGRS family protein PE_PGRS33-like. The record is from RefSeq and is a predicted model, not a curated record. Lineage: Eukaryota; Metazoa; Mollusca; Gastropoda; Lepetellida; Haliotidae. The transcript has 6 exons. Bases 11 to 1303 code for a protein of 430 amino acids.
AAGAUCUACCAUGGCUUUCCUCGCAGUAGCUCUUCUAUCUAUUAUAGCUCACCUGGCUUUAGGUCAAGGUUGGGGUCAGAGUAACGCCGGACUUGGUCAAGGUAAUGCAGGACUUGGUUUGGGACAGGCAGGGGCUUCUUGGGGUCAAGCCGGACUUGGUCAAGGUAAUGCAGGACUUGGUUUGGGACAGGCAGGGGCUUCUUGGGGUCAAGCCGGACUUGGUCAAGGUAAUGCAGGACUUGGUUUGGGACAGGCAGGGGCUUUUUGGGGUCAAGCCGGACUUGGUCAAGGUAAUGCAGGACUUGGUUUGGGACAGGCAGGGGCUUCUUGGGGUCAAGCCGGACUUGGUCAAGGUAAUGCAGGACUUGGUUUGGGACAGGCAGGGGCUUUUUGGGGUCAAGCCGGACUUGGUCAAGGUAAUGCAGGACUUGGUUUGGGACAGGCAGGGGCUUCUUGGGGUCAAGCCGGACUUGGUCAAGGUAAUGCAGGACUUGGUUUGGGACAGGCAGGGGCUUCUUGGGGUCAAGCCGGACUUGGUCAAGGUAAUGCAGGACUUGGUUUGGGUCAGGCAGGAGCAUCUUUAGGCCAAGCUGGACUUGGCUCUGCUGCGAUUGGAUUUGGUACCGGCGGCCUUGUAUUUGGUACCCAAAGACUUGGGAUUGGCAGCUCGGGUUGGGGUCAAGUAGGAGCAGGAUGGGGCCAGAACUUUGUCAACCCUUACCAGAAUACGACCAUCACAUGCACUGGAACAGCAACAGGUUUUGCUAUGUCUCUGACCCUGAAGAGGAUGCAGCCAACUUUGGGAGGAUGGGGUUUUGGUCAGUCUCGUAAUGGUUUGUCUGGAUCUGCCGUUCUGAGGACCACAACCGCGUCAGGAACUUACAACCUUGUUAUCACUGAGAGAUCUCGCGUGGAGGCAGGAUGUACUGCUGAUGGACUCGGGCCUGUCCUUGGAAGCAACGUUUGGGGCCAACAGUGGGGUCAAGGUCUUCGUCAACAGUGGGGUCAACCAUGGGGACAGCAGUGGGGACAAGGAUGGGGUCAGUCAUGGGGCACUGGAACGACCACCACCCCCGGAGUUGUCACCUCUGUCACCCUCACCACCAACCAGGAGACUAUCGUUGACUUGGGCUCUGCCAACCUACCAUUCAGACAGCUCGAGAGAUACGGAGGACGUGGAAUGGCUCUGUGUACAUCCUUGACCACUGGCACUGAUGGACGUCAAGUGUGUGUGGAGCCUAUCCUGGCCUGCUGCAAGUUGGGAUUCGACAACAUGGAUGCUGUCACACCAACACCUCCAUAAACAGAAAGAGUUAUUUGAAAGCUGCAACCGGUGUGUCUGUUGUGAAAUGUCAAUUUAGUUAAAUUAUAAUAUAAUUUAUCAUAUGUUCAUCUCAUGUGACAUAACUACAUCGGUUGUAUUCAUAUCAUUGCAUGUUCUGUUCAUCAUCAGUCAUUAUCUAUUACUAAAGCGCAGGGAGUAUUUAUUUUACAAAUAAAAACUACGAAAACAA